AUGCAAUUUCUAAUCCUAUUUCUCUUCUUUCUACAAAUUGCCAGCGGAGUUAUAUUUCCUAUUCGUCGCCCUGUUCGGGUCAGAGGUGAUAUAACGAUGAGAAGGCCCCGGUUUCUACGAUUUCCAAUGAGAUUUAUUCCACUAGUCGGCAGAGUUUUCAGGAGCAGACGACUAAUGCCAAACUCACAUAUUCACAUACCACUCAAUGGAAGACAAUUCGAACACUCUCAUGGCUUCAGUGAUGUUGGUCAUUCACAUGACACAGGGUUUCCUUCGGGGGUCUACCCUGAAAACGGAGUCGGAUGGAAUGUGCCAGAUGAAUGGAGAGAUGCCAACACCUGGUCAAUGUUUGAUAAGGUCAAUCCAGAUUCUGUUCUUGUACGCAAUAAUGACCUUCCGAUCAGUACACCAGACUUCGCUGGUCCCAGCGUCCCACUAUUUCCUGAUAACAUCAUACCAUCUGAUGUUGAGGUCCCAAUGGUUACAUCAGAAUUUCUACCAACUUCCGACAAACGAGAAGAACCCGUGGUUACAAGACCAUUAACUCCUAUAACAGAUAAAAUUGAUGGUUCCUCACUACCAGGUAUUUUUGUGAAUAGAGAUAAUAUUAAUUCGACUGACACGAACAGAACUCAAGGGAAUAUAGAAAAUAAUACCAACACAGACCUGGUCCAAGGUUCCAAUACAACAACUGAAACGAAGGGACAUGAGAGUACAAAGACCAAUGAACCAUCCUGUCAUAAAACGGGUUGCAUGACAGGUCACGAAUGUGUCUUUUCUGGUUCCCACAUUUGUCCCAUAUACAUACCGGAAGUCGACUGCAAGUGCAGAGCAGGUUGCAGAGUUGACUAUACAUUUAUACCAUACGGCACAACCGUCACCAUGGAUUCAUGUGGAAACACAUGCUCUUGUUUUAAUAUGUAUGGAGCACCAACCUGUUCAAAUAUAUCUUGCAAAGCUAACUCCCAGAAAUUAUUACCUUCUGGUCCAACUAUCACACCAAAAGAAAACGACAUUUUACCAGCCAACAUUUCAACACCACAGAAUCCGUUACCGACUCCGGUCAACUUGGACGUCACCACGAAAGCUAAGCUGGAAAAUAGCAAAAGAAAGGACAGCAUCCUAAUGAAUUUCCCAGUGAUUCCGAUUGUCAGAGAUACUCAGAAAAGUUAAAAAUCGUGUUCAUGCUUC
Messenger RNA from Saccostrea echinata, 1191 nucleotides. RefSeq lists its product as uncharacterized. The record is from RefSeq and is a predicted model, not a curated record. The transcript has 3 exons. The coding region runs from base 1 to 1173 and encodes 390 amino acids. NCBI's taxonomy places the organism in Eukaryota, Metazoa, Mollusca, Bivalvia, Ostreida, Ostreidae.